Messenger RNA from Pezoporus flaviventris, 549 nucleotides. It is a transcript of the gene OPA3, whose product is annotated as outer mitochondrial membrane lipid metabolism regulator OPA3. Gene Ontology annotation, cellular component: mitochondrion. NCBI's taxonomy places the organism in Eukaryota, Metazoa, Chordata, Aves, Psittaciformes, Psittacidae. Gene Ontology annotation, biological process: regulation of lipid metabolic process. The record is from RefSeq and is a predicted model, not a curated record.
CGCGCGAUGGUGGCGGGCGCGUUCCCGCUGGCGAAGCUGCUGACGCUGGGCGCGCGCCAGCUGAGCCGGCCCCUGGCGGCGCGAAUCAAGGCGGGGGCGCGCGCCAGCCCCUUCUUCCGCACGUGCAUCUGCCUCCCGCCCGCGCAGCUGUACCACUGGGUGGAGAUGCGCGCCAAGAUGCGGCUGAUGGGCUUCCGCGGCGCGGCGGUGAAGCCGCUGAACGAGGAGGCGGCGGCGGAGCUGGGGGCCGAGCUGCUGGGCGAGGCCAUCGUGUUCGGCGUGGGGGGGCUCUGCCUCUACCUCGAGUACGCGCGGCAGGCGGGGGCCGCCCGGCGCCGGGAGGAGGAGCAGGCGGCGGCCAUGCGGGACCUGCGCGACCGCCUCGACCGCCUGCACCGACAGGUCGAGGCCUUGGCGGGAAACAGCCCCGCUGGACACGCCCCCGAGGGGGAAAGCCCCGCCCCUACGGGCUCUAACCCCGCUACGGGCGCUAACCCCGCCCCCUCGGGGUCGAACCCCGCGCCCGCCGGGGGUGGCCCCGCCCAUUAA